AUGUGCCCUGGGCAGACCGGAUCGGCUGCGGGGAAUCACUUAGCCAACACCUCUGUUCAGCACCAGAGAGGCUCUCUAAGAACCUUCCCGGACUUCCCGCUCUCGCCUCCCUUUGCCAGCGUGGGUAGGAUUGUUGCCAAUGACGCCAGGAAGGGUAGUCCUGGCUCCCGCAGCACGGACUCCUAUCUUGCAGGCCAGGGUAGGGACAGGCUCCUGCGAGGUGGCGCGAGGCCCGCUGAAGGCGGGAGGAGGCGGGCCCCCUCCGGCCGGGGUGGAGCCAACAGCACAGCAAGAGUGAGAGGCACAGGCACUCCUAGCCAUGGGCUCGGGGUGCCGGAGAUCUGGGGGGUCUCCCGUGCUGCUAUUGCUGCCGCUGUUGCUUCCCGCGUGUCUGCUGCGGAGCGCUCGGAUGUUUCCAGUUCUUCGAACAGGGAUAUCUGCAUAGCUGUGCCUGGGACUGCCACUUUCUCUUCCUACUGUAACCUCUCUGGAAAGGCCCGUGGAGAGCUAGUCACUCCCCACUGGAUCCUGGAGGGCGGACUCUGGCUCAAGGUCACCCUGGAGGAGCCAAUGGUGAAGCCUGACUUGGUGCUGGUGGCUUUAAAGGCUGAAGGUCAGGAUCUCCUGCUUGAAUUGGAGAAGAACCACAGGCUCCUGGCCCCAGGAUACACAGAAACCCACUAUGGUCCUGAUGGGCAGCCCAUAGUGCUGUCCCCCAACCACACGGAUCAUUGCCACUAUCAUGGGCGUGUGAGAGGCUUCCAGGAAUCCUGGGUAGUUCUCAGCACCUGCUCUGGGAUGAGUGGCCUUAUUGUGCUCAGCAGCAAAAUCAGCUAUUAUCUGCACCCUUGGAUUCCUGGAGACAUCAAGGACUUCCCAACCCACAAGAUCUUCCGGAUGGAGCAGUUGUUCCCCUGGAGAGGGGACCUGAGAGACAAGAACUCCCAGUACAAAGCAGGAAUGGCCAAUCUUCUUCAUGUCCCCCAGAGCCGGGUGAAGCGAGAAGCCCGCAGGAGUCCUAGGUACCUGGAACUGUACAUAGUGGCUGACCACACCCUGUUCUUGCUUCAGCAUCAGAACUUGAACCACACAAGACAGCGCCUCCUGGAAGUUGCCAAUUGCGUGGACCAGAUUCUCAGGACUCUGGAUAUUCAGUUGUUGUUGACGGGGCUGGAAGUGUGGACCGAGCAGGAUCUCAGUCGCAUCACGCAGGAUGCAAAUGAAACGCUCUGGGCUUUUCUACAGUGGCGCCGUGGACUGUGGGCCAGGAGACCACACGACUCCACUCAGUUGCUCACGGGCCGCCCCUUCCAGGGUACCACGGUGGGCCUGGCGCCUGUGGAGGGCAUGUGCCGUGCAGAGAGCUCCGGAGGUGUGAGCACAGACCACUCGGAACUCCCCAUCGGCACAGCAGCUACCAUGGCCCACGAGAUAGGCCACAGCCUGGGCCUCCACCAUGACCCAGAGGGCUGCUGCAUGGAGGCAAACGCAGAGCAAGGAGGCUGCGUCAUGGAGGCAGCCACAGGACACCCUUUCCCGCGCGUCUUCAGCGCCUGCAGCCGCCGUCAGCUGCACACCUUCUUCCGCAAAGGGGGCGGUACGUGCCUCUCCAACGUCUCGGCGUCUGGGAGCCUGGUGCCGCCCAGCCGCUGCGGAAACGGCUUCGUGGAAGCAGGAGAAGAGUGCGACUGCAGUUCUGACCAGAUCCCAGACCCCUGCUGCUUUGCCCACAACUGCUCCCUGCGUGCGGGGGCGCAAUGCGCCCAAGGCGAUUGCUGUGCGUGGUGCCUGCUAAAGCCUGCAGGCACGCCUUGUCGUCCCGCUGCGAGUGACUGCGACCUCCCCGAGUUCUGUACCGGCACCUCCCCGCAUUGUCCCGCAGACGUUUAUCUACUGGAUGGCUCACCCUGCGCCGAGGGGCGCGGCUAUUGUCUAGACGGCUGGUGUCCCACGCUGGAGCAGCAGUGCCAGCAGCUAUGGGGGUCUGAAUCCCAGCCGGCCCCCGAGCCAUGCUUCCAGAAGAUGAACUCCGUGGGGAAUUCGCAGGGCCACUGUGGCCAGGACAGCAAGGGUAGCUUCCUGCCUUGUGCACAGAGGGACGCUCGGUGUGGGAAGCUGCUGUGCCAGGGAGGGGAGCCAAAUCCACUAGUGCCUCACAUAGUGACCAUGGAUUCCACAGUUCUCCUAGAGGGCCGCGAAGUGGUUUGCCGAGGAGCCUUUGUGCUCCCUGAUAGUCACUUGGACCAGCUUGACUUGGGUCUGGUGGAGCCAGGAACCCGCUGUGGACCUAGAAUGGUGUGCCAGGAUAGGCACUGUCAGAAUGCUACCUCCCAGGAGCUGGAACGUUGCUUGACUGCCUGCCAUAACCAUGGGGUUUGCAAUAGCAAUCGUAACUGUCACUGUGCUGCUGGCUGGGCUCCACCCUUCUGUGACAAGCCUGGCUUGGGUGGUAGUGUGGAUAGUGGCCCUGCACUGUCUGCAAACCCGGAUGCUUUCCCCUUGGCCAUGCUCCUCAGCUUCCUGCUGCCUCUGCUUCCUGGGGCUGGUCUAGCCUGGUGCUACUACCAGCUCCCAACACUCUGUCAUCGACCAGGACGGUGCUGCAGGAGGAAGCCCCUAUGUAAUAGGGACCAACCCCUGGGCGGUGUUCACCCUGUGGAGUUUGGCACCAUUAUCACCGGAGAGCCCUCCUCACCCCUGUACGCUGAGAACUCCGUGCUUACCUAAAAACUACUCUAUGAAGCUUGUGCCAUGCAGACCUGUCCAAUCCCUAUGAUUUAUGAGCUUGUUUCAAUAAGGAAAUGAGGCAUGGCCCUCAGAGAAGCUGUUGUCAUGGAGACCAGGAUGCUGGAAGCCCUAGGGGCAGGGAAGGGAGACACUGGUUCUUCUUGGGCCCCAGUCCUCAGUGACUCAGAUGCACUCUUAUUCUUCCAAUGGGCUGGAUGCUGAGCUCUUCCUACUCACCACAGGAACCCUAAGCUACGUCAUGACGUACCCACCUGCCCUGAGAGCUGUACUAUUCUGAAAUGUCAGAGUGUGUGUAAUAACAAUAAAUCCAUAGCUGUCUCA
Messenger RNA from Grammomys surdaster, 3069 nucleotides. RefSeq names its product ADAM metallopeptidase domain 33 (gene Adam33). The record is from RefSeq and is a predicted model, not a curated record. Gene Ontology annotation, molecular function: metalloendopeptidase activity. Gene Ontology annotation, biological process: proteolysis. The transcript has 23 exons. The coding region runs from base 1 to 2727 and encodes 908 amino acids. NCBI's taxonomy places the organism in Eukaryota, Metazoa, Chordata, Mammalia, Rodentia, Muridae.